Messenger RNA from Exophiala viscosa, 2110 nucleotides. RefSeq lists its product as uncharacterized. Lineage: Eukaryota; Fungi; Ascomycota; Eurotiomycetes; Chaetothyriales; Herpotrichiellaceae. The record is from RefSeq and is a predicted model, not a curated record. The transcript has a single exon. Bases 360 to 1862 code for a protein of 500 amino acids.
GUGACGGAAGUUCGCCCACGUGUCUCUCUUGGGAUCGUUCAGGACUGUGUGAUAAUCCACCUGCAACUUGGAGCUGCUCACACUUGCACGAAACAUGCUCUCAGGGUCCCAAGACCCCACGGAUCAGACAACUCCAUCGAUCAGAAUUUGACGAACGCCACUGCCACAGUACAGACAGCAUUUUUACUGCAUACCUGCCUUGAUUUGCUCGACCUGGGGAGCCCACCUGCUGUAUUCAUCAGUCUUGGCACUUGCAAACUUCGUUCAAAUCGACCAGCCGAUGCAGGACCCGCACAAAUAGUGGUUCAUGAGCGUCUGUUCAAGAAUGAGAGCAUGAGACGAAAACUGAUGCUAUCAAGAUGGGUUUGGGAAGACCUCGAAACAACUCAGACCCAGACGUCACGACAGCGCGGUCCAAACUACCUCUAUCCACUUGGGCUCUUCCUCAAUCAUCUCCAAUUCGAGACUCGGCAGCAAUAUCAGUAACAUGUCUCGCAUCUCAGUCCCUAGUACGAUCGGCCAUCAGUGCUCCUCAGACUGGUAAGGUCGAAGCUCCCAGAGAUGAAAAGACACCACAAAUCAGACAGUCUCCAUCGAUCAGACUAUUCAACACUAUCAAACACCGAAUGGUACGCUCUGGCAUUGAUGUCUACCAUCUUAACGAGACCCGCCUUUCCUGGUGCCUUCCGCGCAAUGACGACCCACACGUUGACAGCAUCGUCACAAAACUCCUCGAGUCACCCUUGAUGGUUUCGGAUGACGAGCUGAAAACAAUCCUUGCCCUCGAGACCGACAAAUGGACCACCAAAAGGAAAAGAGUUGGAGCACAUCACUUCUACAUUCGCUCCUACCCCAUGGAAGUGUCGCUCUUCAUAAAACUUUCCCAACUUCUUCUCGAUAAUGCUUGUCCAAUCCAGAAAUUGAAAGGUUGGUUGAACACCGCACGGGGCUUGCAAGACAAUGACAAAAUCUGGUUGAGGUAUUGCGGGACCACUGAAGAAUCUGUCUGGGAGCGUCAAGCCAAAGUCUACCAUCAGAGAGACUCGUUCUACAGUUCCUUCUUUGGACUACUGGACUCCAUGUUCCCGGAAAACAUCCGUGAUUCCAGCACGUAUGAGUUAUCGAAAGCUCGGAUCGACUUUGACCUACAUGAGCAGCAUAUCAAUCUUAGAGAGCAAGCUCUGAUAGCUCUUUUCGGGGUCGAAAAUCUACUGAACGGACAGACUGGCGGCAAGGGGUGUACGCUCUCGCUAGAUCUCGAGGACCAACAGUGGUUCAAUCAACUACGAACGCAGACGUACUCCUUAUUGAUGUAUCAGACAUCACCAGUCUCGGAGUCUAUGAGGAAACAUAUCCAAGUAUAUGUGCAAGAUGUGAAGGCCUACAGAGACGAGGCUGGUCAUAUGUCCGGUAAAGCUGGUUCAGCACUGAGCAAAGACGUCAGCCGCAUGAUGGCUCGCCAAUCACUGGCCCGGACAGCGACUAUCAGUGGACGAGUGCCUUCUGCAAUCAUCGGCAUUGAUCCGAUCGAGGAGAGCUUCAAGCAGGGACAAGGCUUCUUUGAGAACACCGGUUCGGCCAGCACGAAUGUCGUUCGUACUAUCAUCAAUCAGAUGGUUGCGUGGGAACUCGAUUUACGUCAGGUGGAUCAUACUCGAGUCCUAGGAGUGCAUUCGCAGAACUUAUUGCCGUUCACGGAUAUGUUUCCAUGGCCAAAGAAAGAAGACAAGAACAUUACGGCAGCUAUGGAACUAACGGCAACAUUCGUACAAGCACUGAAUCCUAUCAACAUGUUGACAUUUUCUCACAUGGCAAGUCAUUCUUUACUCACUGUCAUAGCGUUUAAACUAACAAUAUGGUAGGUCUCAAGUGCAGCCGCGACUGGUUUCCAACAUGCGAAUGGAAUCGACGUUCUCGAGUUCGUGGAUACGGUCGGAGUUCCUCGGCUAGUCGAGUCAGGCGACCAACUCGAGCCGCUUGUUCAUGUUCUCAUCCCCAGCUAUCAUCCUGGCUCUCUGCAGCAGUACUCCGCCAAUGUUCAACCUUUUCUGGCCAAGAUCAUUACGUACACUUUCUUUAUAUGGUGGAUGGGUAUUCACCAUGCGAUGAC